Molecule: messenger RNA, 4811 nt
Organism: Paramuricea clavata
Lineage: Eukaryota; Metazoa; Cnidaria; Anthozoa; Malacalcyonacea; Plexauridae
Source: the annotation of a GenBank genome assembly
GUGCGCUGGAGGAUUUUGAAAAAUUACCCUCAUCUUGCAAAAGUCCUGAAAAGGAAAGCGAACCAAGCACAGCAAAAGACUUAGAACCAGGUCCAAAGGACUCUAACGAACCCUCACUUGACAACUGGGGUUUGAGUGACGGUGAUAUAGAAGCAGCAGCUGCAGAAUUUGAGAAGUCAAUGAAAACAAUGUUAGGGCAAGAUGAAGAACUUUUAAGACAAUGGAAUGAAUUUGCUGAACAGGCUGCUUCCUCCAAUCCAGGUGCAGUAGAUAUAAUUUUGGCCCACAGUAAAUAGCUAAUCCACCGAUUAGCUAAUUGCAGUCACCAGUAAUUAGCUAAUUGCAGUCACCCUAUUAUCCAUGUAAUGUUGUAUUGUAAUGUAAAGUGUAAAUAAAUGAAAAAGAUACUAGUUAAAAACCCUACCUGGAUAUUAUCCAUGUAAUGUUGUAUUGUAAUGUAAAGUGUAAAUAAAUGAAAAAUAUACUAGUUAAAAUUCAACCAACCAUAGUGUAUACACCCUGCAGUAGAAAAUAAACUUGCUUAUAUGAAGGCCAGUGAACAUCAGAGCAAUAUUUCACUACACUUGGUGUAAUUGUAAUUGAAAACGAUCUGCAUGAAUGUUUUGUCUUAGGUUUAUCAAUUAAUUAAUAUAUAGCCAUUAGGGACCAGACAUUAUUUAUGGUGGGAUGGUGGGGGGUGGCACCGAAGAGAAAAGGGUUGGGUAAACAAAAUUUUGAGUAAGUAAAACGUUGGGUAAAUGAAAAACAAAACAACUCAUUCUCCAGGUUUGGGUAAUAAAAAUUUGUUGCCAUUUCCAAAGCAUCACUCAUUCAAAUAUUGAAGACAAAAAGCAAUGUCAACAGUCAUAUCAAUAUGUAAGUCAAUCAGAGUCACUAUCUUGAACAUUUUCCGCUUUGUCAGGAGGCAAAUGGUGUCUCCAAAGAAAGUACCUGUGCAGACAACAUGAAACUUUAGACUGCAGAAAAUUGCACUGUUAUCAAAUUCAUGUCACAGAAGUAUUAAAGGGCAUAUGUAACAACUGAUUGGUAUCCUUUUGUAAAGUGUUUGGCCAGGGGUGGGUGUUUAUUUUUAAAUUGGUAUUUGAGGUUGGGUAAAAAUAUUUAGCAAAUUUUUACCAGGGAAAACAUUUCUCUAAUUCGGUGCCACCCCCCGCCAUAAAUAAUGACCGGUCCCUUAAGCCUGGUUCCCAUGCAGGCAUAAACGGUUGUGCAGACAUAUCAAUGUCCCAAUGUAAUAGAUUGUCGAUUCCUCUUUACAAUCCAUUUAUCACAUUGUCAGUUGAACUUGAUUUGAAUGUACGACCAUAUGGAAACCAGGCAUUAGAAUUGAGUAAUUCAAGCUACUGUAGCUUGAAUUCUUUUGGAUUAUUGCUUUAUUGUUCAGAAGAAACACUUUCAUGACCCAUGAAAGAACUGUAUCUUUUACUAUAUAUGUUAAUAUAAUUUUUUUUAGUUUCUUCUAACUGUCACCAAAAGCCAAUAUAAUUAGUUUUAUUUAUAACUUUGUAGACCACGUAAUAUUGUUUAGUUAUAAUUAGUUGAACUGUUUAGAUUUAGCUAAUGGUGGAAAUGAAUCAUUACCAGAAAAUGUUGAAGCAUUUGAAGCCCACUUAUUAAAAACAAUGAAAGAUAUAGCAGAAAAUGCAAAGGAGAUGUCCGUAAGUAUACCACAGACCACAGUACGUAUGCAUGUAUUGCUUGCAUGUGUAGCUAGUACUAACUUCCCGACGACGGGACUUUGCUCGAAACCUCGAAAGGGGCCAGUUGUACAGAGGCCGGAUAUAGUGAUUUUUCCAGAUUAUUUUAAAAGUGGCUGUCAAUUGUUAUAACCGGCCAGAUUAAACAUUAUAGUAUUCAUAAAUUAAAAAUUAUUUUUAUAAUUGUGAGUUCGACAUCCGUAUAGUUUUAUAUUAGUUUGGCAAUCAUUUUUACAAUGGUUGAAGAAACCACUAUUCAGUGGAUAGCGCUAUCUGCAUGGCUUUUAAGCACUUUUUAAAGUGUUUAAAAACACUUUAUUUAGGUAGUGUGAUAAACUGUGAGACAUGAACAGAGUUUCAAUAACAUUUGUUGCGUUUACUUUGAGCCUGAUUGCAGGCUGUUGAACCUGUUCGCAGGCUAAACACGUGCGAUUCGCUUUUACAUACGGGAAUUUUAGUAUAAAAACAACAAGUUUCAUAUUCUUUCGAUCGAACGUGUAUUAUCUAUAUUAUAUUCGAUUAUUCGAGGAUAUUUCGUUACGAACUCAACGUUAGUUAUGUUUAAGUCUUUUACCUUAUUAUUUGAUAGUAAAGUGAUAUAAUUUUAAUGUUAUCCGUGUGUUAAUUGAACGAACGUUAAGUAUUGAGCGAGGAAAUGCGAUAAAUAUUAUGCGACGUGCAUAACAUGGCGCCCAACGUGGGGCAGACUUUUUCGAAAUAAAGUCGCCCAAUCGAACCCGAAAUUACGAAAUGGCCGACGAAGUGAAGGAAAAAUUGAAUAGGCUACGUGCCAGACGACGAGGUCAUCGCGGUGUGUGUACAAAACUCGAAAAGGAAGCGACUGAAUUAUUACAAAUACCCGAAGGCGAAGGAGAUCACAUCGAACGAAGCGAAGUUAUUGCUGUACAACUCCAAGAAAAACUGAAAUUAUUAAGCGAAAUCGACGAAGAAAUAUUGGACAUUUGCGACGUGAGUGAUAUACAAAACGAAAUCGAAGAAUCAGCCGAAAUUUCCGAUAGAAUUUCGAAUACGAAACGAAGAAUCGACAAACACACGAAAUCUGCCAAGUCUGCAAAAGUUCAGGGUCAUAUUAAUAAUACGAAUGUUAUAGUUACGAAUUCGAACCUGACUCCCAGCACGAGUAUGGAACAGGAAAGUAUCGAAAAUACAACGGAAAGUACAACUGAUAAUUUGCCGGCUACGAUCGAAGAAAACGAGGGAAAUACGAGUUUAAAUUUAGGGAACAGUUCGCCUUUAUUACAGCAAUCAACAACUACGACAAUGUCAACAACACCAAUGGGACAGUUUGUACCAAGUUUGCCCAAGCUUCCGAAGUUGGAACUCCCUAAAUAUGGAGGUAAAGUAACUGAGUGGAAUUCCUUUUGGGACUUAUACGAUUCAGCUAUUCAUAGUAACCCAACUAUUUCGAAAGUUAAUAAGUUUAAUUAUUUACAAUCAUUACUCGAGGGGCAGGCAGCGCGUGCAAUAAAAGGUCUCACAUUGACCAGUGCAAAUUAUGACGCUGCGAUUACAAUUUUGCGAGAACGAUUUGGGAAAACUCAGCAGACAAUAGCUGCCCACAUGGAUGAAAUUUUGAAGAUCCAAGUUUGCCUGAACGGUCGAACAAGUCAACUGAGAUAUGUUUACGACAAAAUAAGUGUCCAUGUGCGGGGUUUGGCGUCUCUUGGGGUAUCUUCUGAACAAUACGGUAGCAUGCUAAUCCCAAUUAUUAUGUCUAAAUUGCCAACCGAAAUCCGCCUUGAAAUUGCUAGAAAAUCUACGGGAGACGUUUGGAAAAUUGAGGAGCUGCUAGACACAAUAAAAACUGAGAUCGAAGCGGGGGAAGUGAGCGAGGGAGUGCAGUCAAGUCAACAACCGAGUAAAAAAUCUGUCCCACCCUACUCCCCUAGAAUACCCUCUGCAGGUGCAUUUACAACUCAAGACAAAACUGGUAAACAUAUCCAAUGUGUUUAUUGCAAAGAAUUCCAUUUUUCGGCAUCAUGUGACCGAGUGACAAACCCAAAUGCUCGCAAGGAUAUAUUGAGGAGAGACAAUCGGUGUUUUACAUGCUUGGGGAUUGGUCAUCGCAGUACAAGAUGCGAGUCGAAAAAGAAUUGUAGACGAUGUCAUGGCAGGCAUCACCAAUCAAUUUGUGAUGCAUCCAAGGGCUCACACUAUACAUCACCUUUCAUGAAUGGAAAUAAACCCAUCCCACCCAGUAAAGACGACGAGUUACCUGGAGAACCAAAUAAUACUAGCACUGCAACUGUCAUUGACAAUUUGACUUCAACUGAUAAUCCGACUACAACUGGCUAUAUGACAACAGAAGAUUCAACGACAACAACGACCACAAAAACACGGAAUAAAGUUCUUCUGCAAACAGCAGUUACGUAUGCCCAAGGGGAGAAUGGCUCCAAUCCAAUACCGGUUCGAUUACUUUUGGAUAGUGGUAGCCAACGUUCCUACAUUACCAAUUCAUUAAAGAAGGGACUCGGUCUGGUUCCAAUACGAACAGAAACUCUUAAUUUAAAUACCUUUGGAGAUGAUCAUUUUAAGAAACGACGUUGCGAUAUAGUCCAGUUAUCGUUGAAGGGAAAUAGUGACAAUCGAAAGAUAACGGCACUUUGUUUUCCAAGUCUUUGCUCACCAUUGACAACCACGAUUGAUCUAAGCCUAUAUCCACAUUUGCAAGAGUUACAGCUCUCUGAUCUCAACAUUAUCGAAGGACGACAAAAUGAUAGCAGUAUCGACAUUCUUAUUGCCGCAGAUUAUUAUUUUGAUAUUCUCACUGGCGAGAUGGUACGAGGCGAAAGUGGUCCUGUUGCCGUUAAUAGCGACUUUGGCUGGGUUGUUACUGGUCCGACAAGUGAUACAGAAUCGUGUUCGAAAGUCUCGGGAGUUCAUUUGCUCAUCGAGGAGCAAUGUUCAUUAUUAACACCAUCCUCAUUUGCGUUGAGAGAGGAUGAAUCUGAACUUUCGAAGUGUUUAAGCCAAUUCUGGGAAAUCGAGUCGAUGGGAAUUAACGAGGAGAAAGUAACUAAAGAAGAGUUUUUGAAGGAUAUUCGAUAUCUCGAGAAUGAAGCAAGAUACGAA